Messenger RNA from Paramecium pentaurelia, 1186 nucleotides. The record is from the annotation of a GenBank genome assembly. NCBI's taxonomy places the organism in Eukaryota, Ciliophora, Oligohymenophorea, Peniculida, Parameciidae.
AUGAAAAUAAUCGUUAUUUUAUGUGUCAUUGCUAUUGUAGUUUGUUCAGAAUUCUCAAAUAUGAACUUAGAAUCAGCUCUACAUGAAAAUGGAUCUGUUUAUGGAUGGAGAGAGGAUGAAUAGAAGACCUUUUAAAAUUGGGUCAAAGAAAAUUAGAGAACUUAUAAUAACGAAUUCGAAUUGAUCUAUAGAAUGGAAGUUUUCGUUAAGAACUAUAGAGCAAUGAAGGUAUUAUAUAAUUUGAUUGAAUCAUUUAGCAUCAUAACGAAUAAUUACCAAAAGAUGUUUGGGGAUUAAACAAUUUUGCAGAUGAGACUAAUGAAGAAUUAGUGGAUAAAUUAUUUAUGAAGAGAGAUUUUGAAACACAUUAUGAUUUAUUUAAUGAGGAUGAUAUCAAUGCUAUUCGAUCUGAUGCUUUAAAUCACAAUUCCUUUUUAUAAGCUGAUAAAACUGUUGUUGUUAAAAAAGUUGUCAAAUAAGCAACAACAGCAUCAAAAAAAGUAGCCGCUGAACCUGUUAAGAAUCCUCCUAGUUUAGAUUGGUUAAAAUAAGUAAUAAUUAUUGAGAUUAUAUUAAGAUAACUGAAGUACAAUAAUAAGGAAGAUGUGGUAGUUGUUGGGCAUUUGCUGUAUCUGAUGUCACAAUCAGUAGAUUAUCAAUAGCAAAUAAAAAUAAGUUAGAUUAAUUAUCAAAAACUCAUCUAAUUGAUUGUGCUGAUGGAAAUACUGCAGGAUGUGAUGGAGGAUCAGUUGGAGAUGCAUUUGAAUUUAUCAACAAAUAUGGAACAGUUUACGAAAAAGAUUAUAGAGAAUAUGAUUAAAAAGAAGAUGAAUGUUCAAAACCCAAGGGAAGUAUUGGAUAUAAACAAUUUAAAUCGAUUGAAGGACUAUCUAAAUUCACAAAUAAUGAUAUAGAAACAGCAAUGCAAGAUGGACCUGUAGCUGCUCUAAUGUAUGCUGAUGAGAGUUGGUUAAGAUAUAAAUCUGGAAUUAUUAAUACUUGUAAUUAUCCUAAAGUCUCCAAUUAUCAACAUGUAGUUGUAAUUGUUGCUUAUGAUACAUAAACUUGGUUUGUUAAAAAUUCUUGGGGAUAAUAAUGGGGAAUGGAAGGAUACUUUUAAGUUCAAAAGAAUGGAGAAGAAAAUUGUUUGGAUAAAAUUAAGAAAAUUACGUUUCCAUAGAUCUGA